Phaeoacremonium minimum UCRPA7 is the source of this 1044-nucleotide messenger RNA. Its product is annotated as putative cystathionine beta-lyase protein. Gene Ontology annotation, cellular component: cytoplasm. Gene Ontology annotation, biological process: 'de novo' L-methionine biosynthetic process; transsulfuration. Lineage: Eukaryota; Fungi; Ascomycota; Sordariomycetes; Togniniales; Togniniaceae. Gene Ontology annotation, molecular function: pyridoxal phosphate binding. The transcript is spliced from 2 exons. Bases 1 to 1044 code for a protein of 347 amino acids. The record is from RefSeq and is a predicted model, not a curated record.
AUGAAUGCUACCAGAACACUAGCCGUGGGAUCCGGUAUGGGGGCUUUGGACGUGAUCACCCGACUCCUCAGGCCGGGCGACGAGGUUAUCACAGGUGACGAUCUUUAUGGCGGAACGAAUCGGCUACUCACAUAUCUCUCGACGAAUCAGGGUAUUAUCGUCCACCACGUCGACACAACCAACGUCGACAGGGUCAAGGCCGUUCUGUCAAGCAAGACGGCCAUGGUCCUCUUGGAGACGCCCACCAAUCCUUUAAUUAAGAUUGUUGAUAUUCCAGCCAUUGCGAAGUUGACACAUGACCUGAAUGGAAAGGCUCUGGUCAUUUGCGACAACACCAUGCUCUCCCCCAUGCUCUGCAACCCCCUCGAGCUUGGCGCCGAUAUCGUCUACGAAUCCGGAACUAAAUACUUGUCAGGGCAUCACGACAUUAUGGCAGGAGUCAUUGCUACCAACGACGCUAGUCUCGGAGACAAGAUGUAUUUCAUGAUCAACUCUACUGGCUGCGGACUAUCACCUGAUGAUGCCUCCUUGCUCAUGAGGGGAGUGAAGACUCUAGCGAUUCGUAUGGAGAAGCAACAAGCGAAUGCGCAGGCCAUUGCUGAAUUUCUCGAGUCUCAUGGUUUCCGGGUUCGGUAUCCCGGCCUUAAGUCACACCCACAAUACGAUCUUCAUUGGUCAAUGGCCCGCGGCGCGGGUGCCGUCCUCUCUUUCGAAACAGGCGACAUCGGCCUAUCUGAGAGGAUCGUCGAAGCUGCCAAACUGUUCGGCAUUAGUGUCAGCUUCGGCUGCGUUAACAGUCUGAUCAGUAUGCCAUGCCGAAUGAGCCACGCAAGCAUCGAUCCGAAGACUCGGAAGGAGCGGCAGAUGCCUGAGGAUAUCAUCCGGCUUUGCAUUGGUAUUGAGGAUGUAGAGGAUUUGAUCGAUGAUCUCUCCCGCGCACUUGUACAAGCUGGCGCCGUGACCCUUACAAUCGAUGGCUUCCAUGCCAACAACCCUGCGCAACCCGUCCCCAACGGCGAGAGCUCAGGAUCCACAUCUACAUAA